AAACAUUAGGAACCGCAGAUAGGUUUCCUGAGUGAGGCGCAGUGAGAGAAAACCAAACCCUAAGUGCUAAGAUGGCGCAGACACCACCAGCAUUAGAGCAGGUCCAGUGCUUCGGCCGUAAGAAGACGGCGGUGGCAGUCACCUACUGCAAGCGCGGCCGUGGUCUUAUCAAGAUCAACGGAUGUCCUAUUGAGCUUGUGGAGCCGGAGAUCCUCCGCUUCAAGGCUUUCGAGCCCAUCCUCCUCCUCGGCCGCCACCGUUUCGCCGGCGUUGACAUGCGCAUCCGUGUCAAGGGUGGUGGACAUACCUCCCAGAUCUACGCCAUCCGUCAGAGCAUCGCCAAGGCUCUCGUUGCCUAUUACCAGAAGUACGUCGAUGAGCAGUCCAAGAAGGAGAUCAAAGACAUCCUCGUCAGGUACGACCGCACACUCCUCGUUGCCGAUCCUCGCCGCUGCGAGCCCAAGAAGUUCGGUGGUCGCGGUGCUCGCGCCAGGUUCCAGAAAUCCUACCGUUGAUUUCAAUCCCUUUUCCCCUUUCUUUACAUUUUAUCGAAAUGUGUUGAUAGUACUCUCUGCUUUUUGUGUUUCGCAGAGUUUUUAAUCGGAUUUUGGAUACUUUUAUAUAAUGUUUUAGGGAAGUUUUAGUUUUGUCGUUAAUUUAAA
Messenger RNA from Vigna umbellata (rice bean), 662 nucleotides. The record is from RefSeq and is a predicted model, not a curated record. NCBI's taxonomy places the organism in Eukaryota, Viridiplantae, Streptophyta, Magnoliopsida, Fabales, Fabaceae.